AAAAAUUGGCAUAAAACAAUUCGUAAAGGAAAUAUUACUCACAGAUAUUGACUGAAUAUGUAUGGAAAAAUAAACUCCAGGCCUAAUUAACUUCAAAAAGAAUUUAAACAUUUUACAGAACAUUGUGAAAGAUUACCUAUUAAUUUAUAAAUUAUUGAGCUGAUGGGAUUUUUAAAGAGUCUUGUUGAAGGACUGUUGGAAUAUGAAACACAGAAAGUGGUACAAAUUCAUUCAAAGAAAAUUGGAGUCACAUUUAGACUUAUACAAUUAGGAAUUAUUCUCUAUGUUGUAUUAUGGGUGAUGAUCUAUGAAAAAGGUUAUCAAUCAUUUGAUCAAGCAGUGAGUGGAGUGACUGCCAAAUUGAAAGGUGUCGCUUUUGCCAACGUGACUAAUAAUCCAUCACUUGGAGCCACUGUUUGGGAUGCGGCUGAUUAUGUGAUACCACCACAACAGAAUUCAGCAUUCUUUGUGAUGACUAAUUUGAUUUAUACACCUGGACAGACAUUGGGACACUGUGAAGAAUCGCACGAUGUUUUUGGUAAUAGUUGUCAUAAUGAUUCACAAUGUCACUCUGGACAGUUAGUUCAACGUGGUAGUGGGAUACAAACAGGUAAAUGUGUGAAUUCUACAAGGCAAGCGAAUUUACGUGUGUGUGAAAUAUAUGGUUGGUGUCCUACAGAACACGGCGAUAUUGCGAGACCUCAUUUAUUAUCAUCAGCUGAAAAUUUCACAGUAAUACUGAAAAACAGUAUCGAAUUUCCACGUUAUCGAAUAAAGCGCAGAAAUAUACUUAAAUGGAUGAGCCGUUUAUUUUUGAAAACUUGCUUAUAUAAUCCAAAUGAUGAUAAAUUGAAAUAUUGCCCAAUUUUCCGUCUCGGUGAUAUACUGAAAUAUUCUGAUCCAGUAAACAAAGAUAUAUGGGAGACUGGUGGUAUGGUAUCAAUUCACAUUGAAUGGAAUUGUAAUCUAGAUUUCGAUGAGGAGAAGUGUUUACCGAAAUAUGUAUUUCGUCGAUUAGAUGACUUUGAGAGUAAUGUGGCGAAUGGAUGGAAUUUUCGAUUUAGUCAACAUUACAUUGAUGGUGGUGUACGUAAACGUAAUUUGAUUAAAGCUUAUGGUAUCCAAUUUUUCAUAACAGUGUAUGGAACUGGUGGUAAAUUCAACAUUUUAACAUUUUCAAUGAACUUUGGUUCUGGAUUAGCACUACUCGGUAUAGCAACAGUUCUAUGUGAUAUGAUUAUAUUGAAUACAACAAGAAAACGUAGUGUAUAUCGAAAGGCUAAAAUUGAUUAUAUUGCUGAAAAACGCCGUAAACAACAAGAAGAAGAGCUGAAGAAUAAGUGUAAAGAAAAUGAUUUUGAUACAAUGAAAAAUAACGAUAAUAAAACGUUUGAAUUGAAACUUUAUCCCGGUAAUUAUCAUCGUGACGAAUUGAAUACUGAUAAACUGCGAAUUUAUGAUCGAAAUAGUUUAUCAAUCUAUGAUCCUGUUUCACACCCCAUAUGGGUAGAUAAUAAUAAUGAAUGUAAAAAACGAGAAAUGCGUAAAUGUCAUUUACUUAUUUCAAAAAAUGCUCAACUUUCUUUAGAUCAACCAAGUUUUCUUGGAUUUCAUCAUACUCCAUCAACAUCUUCAUCACAAAUUAUCAACAAUAAAAAAGAAUCAAAUAGUGAAAAUAAUUUAAAAAAUCGAAUAACUAAUCCUUUAAAUGAAUGUUUCACUUCUAUUCCUUAUAGAAAUGAGAAUAAUAAUAUCUCUUUUCUUAAAAAGAAUACUACAUCAAUCAAUGAUCUUAUUUACACUACAACUAAGCAUUCAAUACAAAAUUCAAAAUAUAUUCAAUGUGAUUUAAAGUCAACACAAUUGUCAACAUUUAUGAAAGAGUCAACUUUGAAAGCUACUACUACUACUACUACUACUACUCAUACUACUAAUAAUACUACCAAUACUGAAAUUGAAUUAUUAAAAACUAUCUCAACAUUACCAAAGUGUUGUACAUCAUUUAUUAAACCAAUAAUUAAUCCCCAACCAAAUAUUCUUAUCUACCCAAGAAAAUAGAUUAGAGAAAGAAAAGAAAAGACAAAAAAAGGUCAUACAAUCUAUUACAUGUAAGAGGGUACAAAUUGUGUUUUUUUGUUUUUCUUUUUGUUCAUUAAAUGAUUCGUUAUUCUGUUAUAAGAAAUGAAAAAGAAACGAUUUGGAAGAGUUAAAGAAUUUAAUACACUUUGAUCAGAUACUUCAACAAUGUUUCUAUUUUUUUUUGUUUUUGUUCUUUUUUUUGCUUUUUGAAAAAUGAAUAUUUAUUUGAACGAGGAAUAUUCUUUUCCAAUAAUUUCUCAUCGGGUUCUACAAUUAUCAUAUCCAAAUUAAUAAUCCAUAAAAUUGACCAGGCUUAAAGCAGAGUACAUUAUUAUCAUUAUUGUUAUUAUUACACUAGCUAACCUUUUUGAGAGAUUUAUUCAGUAUCCACACCUAUAUGCUAAUUCUUGCCUAAUUCAUAUUAUUCUAUAUAUUACGUAAUUUCUGAUCUGUAAUCACAACAUUCUCUCUCUCUCUCUUACCCCAUGUUGACCAUAUUUAUUCUGAUCAUUAUUUAUCACACAAUUUCAUUUCACUUAUAAAUUGAUUCAAGUUAACACUUCAUAUAAGUCAGCUACAACAUUAACGAUUUGACUUGAUUUCUAAUGACAAACAAUCCUUAAUUCACAUGUUACAGUCUUAAUUGAUGUAGUCUACCUAAAAAUUAGCCAAUUUUAUGGAUUAUUAAUUUGGAUAUGAUAAUUGUAGAAUCUGAUGUAAAAUUACUGAAAAGAAUAUUCUUUGUUCAUAUAAUUGUAUUUUAGUAAAAUGGGAAUAGUUCAGCGAAUAUUUAUUCAAUAAUCAAUGGUUUUAUGAUGUUUUUAAUCAUGUUUUCAUCAACUGGGAAAAAAGCACACUUUUUAUUACAUAACUAAAUAUUUUAUAUUUUAAAUGGUUCUUAUUGUUGCUGUUUUUCUCCUUUUUUUCCUGCUUAACCUAAUCUAUCAUAAUGUGUUAUUGAAUAAUCUUCAAUUCGAUUGUUUUUUAAUCGAGAGAAAAACAAACAAACAAACAACUUCAUUGUCUGUUUUACAUCACCAUAGUAACAUACAAAUAUUUCUCAAGUUGUAAAUUUUAAUUUUUUUAAUGAAUGGACUUGACAAAUAUUAAAUGUAACUAUAAUUCAUAAUGAAUUAGGAAUAUGUAAAUUAUCAUUAGCUUUGCUUCUAUUUACUUUUUAUUUUAUGUCAACAUAUUCUAUUUGGGAUUUUUGGUUAAUUAUUUGUUGUUGUGUGUUCUUACAAUGAAAUAAACUAUAGUUGAU
Schistosoma guineensis is the source of this 3343-nucleotide messenger RNA. NCBI's taxonomy places the organism in Eukaryota, Metazoa, Platyhelminthes, Trematoda, Strigeidida, Schistosomatidae. The record is from the annotation of a GenBank genome assembly.